AAAAAAUGUUCGACGAUGAAUGCUAAGCCUUGUGUUACGGGCCACCGUUGCAACGAACGCAGAGGAGAAAUCGAAUUCUUUGUAGUGCAUUAAGCUUUCUGAUUUCAAGAUGAUGGUACCAUUGUCUCCAAGCUCUCGUUUAUUCUUCCUCUUUGUUUUAGGGAUCAACGUCUGUUGGAGCAUCAAAUCGACGAGAAUUAAUUCGCCAAAUUAUCCCUCUCCAUACCCCUCCGAUGACAUUCAACAGUGGACUGUUGUAACUCCAGCAGGGAAUCAAACGUUGAUAAUCGUCAAUGAGUUAAACAUUGAGGAACCAUGGGAUACCCUGACCAUAACCCACACGUCUCCAGCACUCCCGGUGCCUUUCACAUCGCACCUCCGCACGGGUGUAAAAGGCUUCCUAUUCAAAGAUGACGGCAUCACCAACAUUUCGUUCUGCAGCGACACAAGACGUGAACUCACAGGGUUUGAUCUGGAAGUUAUCACAAUGGACAUCACAGACCAAGGUGAUGUCGCCGUGACGGAGAGAGCGGGAAAUCUAUCUCACUGGUGUUCGACCGAGCAUCAUCAGUUCAUAGCAUCCGACGCACAGUGCAAUGGAGUAUUUGAGUGCGCUAACUACACAGACGACGCAGAAUGCUUCGAUGAAGAGUUUGGCAGGGAAUGUGGACCAGGCUUUCACCAGUGCAUGACUUCACCCGAGUUGUGUGUCUCACAAGAAAGGGUUUGCGACGGUUGGAAUGACUGCCCCUUGGGAGACGACGAAGAAAAUUGUGAUCAUGAUUCUAGGGUGAAAAAGUGGCGGAUAAACGCACCCAUGGACGACCCAGCAGACAACCUAGCUUAUCAAGAAUGGUACGCAGAGGCGAUGGCAGCUACCGAGCAAUUGAGGAAUGAAAAGCACGACAAAUACAUCUCUAAUGGAAUGAGUGAUGAAGAAGCCAAAGAAAAGGCUCAUGUGAAAGUUCUGUGGGCCGUCAAACGGAUCUUUUUCGACCGCUAUUCUAAUUUUUUGCGACAAACUUUGUACCUCGAAGAGGACGACACGAAUCAGGAAAUAAUUUCUGAUCUCUCGGAAAAAGUAGAAAGUGGCAUGAACGUUCGAAAAGCAGUACAACGAGUCUUAGCAAGACAAGGAACCAAGUUCGAUGGAUUAUUCCGAUAUCAAGCUGAAGAGGAUGAUGAUGAUAAUGAUGAUGAUGAGAUGGAAGGAACCGAAGAAAUUCAUAACUAA
Messenger RNA from Lytechinus pictus (painted urchin), 1234 nucleotides. RefSeq lists its product as uncharacterized. NCBI's taxonomy places the organism in Eukaryota, Metazoa, Echinodermata, Echinoidea, Temnopleuroida, Toxopneustidae. The transcript has 6 exons. Gene Ontology annotation, molecular function: protein binding. Bases 110 to 1234 code for a protein of 374 amino acids. The record is from RefSeq and is a predicted model, not a curated record.